Molecule: messenger RNA, 1178 nt
Organism: Bombus pyrosoma
Lineage: Eukaryota; Metazoa; Arthropoda; Insecta; Hymenoptera; Apidae
Product: putative fatty acyl-CoA reductase CG5065
Exons: 4
Coding region: 831-1178 (115 amino acids)
Biological process (GO): long-chain fatty-acyl-CoA metabolic process
Cellular component (GO): peroxisome
Molecular function (GO): alcohol-forming very long-chain fatty acyl-CoA reductase (NADP+) activity
Source: RefSeq, a predicted model, not a curated record
CAUUAUUUAUACUAAGACUAUCAUGGGAUAAUUGUCACAUAAUUAUUCUAUGAUAGCGCGGAGUUUUGGUGCGUGUUACUUCUGCGGGCGCUGCAUACUUCGGUUCUGUUGGUGUCCUUCCAAAAAUAUUAGGAUUCCAGGUGAUGUGGUUUUCGUAGAAGUGUUUUAUUAGUCCUCGUUGCUGCAUUCUUUUUGCAGUACUAGCUUCUGCUAAUAACAGAUCGUACUCUGCUGAACACGUAGCCAGCUUGCUGAUGCCGCUACUUGAUCCUUUGGCGCGUGCUGAUUGUUUCUAGCUGUUGAUGUUGUAUGAGGAGGACAUAGGGUCUUAUCUUCCGCUACCUGCUUAUUGUGCUGCGUAUUGUGGUGGGAUACGUGUCAGUUGACGUCUCAUCCUUCCGUGUUUCAAUUUCGAUAUUCUUACAUUUUAAUUUUGUUCAAUAAUAAUGUUCUGUAAUAGUUUAUUAAAUUAUUGUGAUAUUGAAGUGUUUGUACGCACCGUAUCUCUUAUUCCUUUUAAGUUUUUCGUUUUUAAUUCCAUAUGCCUAUUGUUGCGGCUCGUGCUAUUCGUCAGUUACGGCGUAUCACGUUAUGGCGCGAAACGUGACAACAGAGUGUUUGUUUACACAUCCCUCAAGUUAAAGUUCCGCUGAACUAUUACUGUGCGCGAGCAAAUCUCCCGACACGAUUGAAAAUCGGACAGCUCAAGCAACAGGGUAUAUUGUGAUUCUAAAUCAAACUAAACGUGAGCGACAGCUUACCACAUACGAGUCGUAGAAAAGGAGAUUGUGACAUUCGAAGUGGGACUGCAAGUGUGAUGAUCCUGAAACAUGGAUACAAUCAAUAAAGAAAGGAAUGAAAAUACGAUCAGUGAAGGGUUGAAUAAGACGAGUACUCUCGAGGAAUUUUAUGCCGGUAGUGGGAUUCUUGUGACUGGAGCAACCGGUUUCGUUGGAAAAUGCCUACUGGAAAAACUGACCCGCAUGUGUCCUCGCAUCACUGCCAUUUUUAUAUUACUUCGUCCAAAAACGGACGAAACGAUAGAACAACGAUUUAAGAAGCUCAUAGAUGACCCCAUUUACGAUGACAUCAAAGCAAAACACCCCUCGGUUUUGAGCAAAGUUUAUCCCGUGAAAGGUGACGACAUUGCUUGUUUUUUUUAUAAAACUUUAAUAUGA